GAAGACCGAGAGCAUACGGAAUUUCGUUGACGACCGCAAAUUCGUGCUUAAAUCGAUAGGAACUACACCCUUUUCGGAAAGCGCCGCACUUUUAGUGGGUUCGGCGAGCGCCGCUGGCCUUGUUCUCGACGAGUUUCGCAUGGGCCUUGCCGCAGUAUCCACUGCAAGCUUGCUC
Messenger RNA from Amoebophrya sp. A25, 175 nucleotides. Lineage: Eukaryota; Dinophyceae; Syndiniales; Amoebophryaceae. The record is from the annotation of a GenBank genome assembly.